AUGAUGUCCUCUCUUUGGUUCGCGUUUCUCUGUGUUGCUGUCUUCAGCAUUGGGGCGUUCUUGUUGCCGCCGUCUUCGGAUGCUUCUUUGCGGAGACGGCUCAACAGUACCGUAUGGAGAGAAGAUCCACUAAGCCAUGAAGCAGAAGAAGACAAACCCUUCACUAUUAUCUUUGUCAGUGACUUGGAAAACAGAUAUCGAGGACACGACAUUCGCCGAUCACAAUACGUUGUCAACUACAUUAAAAACCUCAAAGACAGUAAUCUGGUUUUUAAUCAACCCUACAGUGACAUUUUCAUCAAGCCAAAACUGGUCAUCCAUGGAGGUGACAUUAGUCACCAGUGGUCUUGCAACGGAUUCAAGUGGUUCAUUUUGGGAGGUUGUCGAAAUGCUCAGGACGAGUACAAGGAUGUGUGGGAUCGAUUGUACAAGGCUGGAAUUCCCAUGAUCAGUGCCUACGGCAACCAUGAUUGGAAUGCUCGAGAUGGAACUGGCAAUCCUUGGGGCAGUGAGACGGAUCAACCCAGGGACGAAAACACAGAUUUCAUCAAUCGAUGGAGUAAUGAGUUUACCACAUUGAGCUAUGAGAAAUCUGCCAAACUAACCAAUGGCAAUCUGGAAUAUGAGGAAUUUUACCCCACGGGAGACAUUGGCCAGUCCAUGUUCCGAGCAACGUAUGGUGGCAUUCAAAUUGUCAAUUUCAACUCGGCCUUCAAUUGGCAAUCCUACGAUCGAACUGAUAAUGGCAUGGUGUACGACGCGGAUGACCAGUUUGAAAGGCUCUCCAGAAGUUUGGAUCGAAACAUGAAGACAAUCUUCUUUGAACAUUACCCUCUCAACAAGGGCGGGAGCAUUGGCAGCCAAUCACCCAGUCGAAACACAGCACUCUCCCUCAUACGAGAGUUUGGAGAAGGCGUAGCACACUUCUCGGGACACUUUCAUGUGAACCGUGUGUACCCCUACACAGCGGCUGAACCAAACUUCAAUGACUAUGUCGCUCCUUACCCUCAUAUCUGGAAUGGGAACGAGCCGGGCUUUUUAGCCAUUCUAAUGUCACGAACUCAAGGUGUUCUGCAGGUCAAAACGUUGGAUAUCCCAGGACUGGAGGAUGGAGACAAAUGCAUGCCAUUCAACUACGUGAAUAUUCGAGAGGCGUUUUUUGGUUUCUGGCCGGAAACCAAUGACUGGUUCAAAACAUAUGCUAACGAGGAAAGACCAAACGAGGAUGGAGGAGAUGAAUCGUCCGCCGCCACCCCCCGAGACAAUAGUCUCGGCAGCAAUGGCGCCAAUGAACUUGGCAGGGGAACCAUCAGUGACGCCACUCGGUGCUGCAAUACAUGUAAGUCCGGAAAGCAAAGUUGGUCCGGAGAAGUAGGAUGGUUUGUGUGUGGACAAGUAGAUGACGAGGCGGAGGCCCGCCUUGAAGAAAUCAUCGAAGUACCCGAACUUGAAACGUGGAGCGAGGAAAGUACAAGAUAG
Molecule: messenger RNA, 1479 nt
Organism: Seminavis robusta
Lineage: Eukaryota; Bacillariophyta; Bacillariophyceae; Naviculales; Naviculaceae
Source: the annotation of a GenBank genome assembly